Lutzomyia longipalpis is the source of this 1271-nucleotide messenger RNA. Its product is annotated as probable 3-hydroxyisobutyrate dehydrogenase, mitochondrial. Gene Ontology annotation, cellular component: mitochondrion. The record is from RefSeq and is a predicted model, not a curated record. Lineage: Eukaryota; Metazoa; Arthropoda; Insecta; Diptera; Psychodidae. The coding region runs from base 142 to 1107 and encodes 321 amino acids. Gene Ontology annotation, molecular function: NAD binding; NADP binding; 3-hydroxyisobutyrate dehydrogenase activity. Gene Ontology annotation, biological process: L-valine catabolic process. The transcript has 2 exons.
UCAGCAGUAAAAAAGGUGACUAUGCUGGGGGGCCAGGAGUGGAGAUCCCCCUCGACAUUUGUGGCCAUCGCAGCAAUUGAGACAGUUGAGUUUGCUAAGUGAACCAGUGAGGAAGGCAGAAGAAGUAAAGAAUAGAAGAAAAUGUUGUCUCUCCGUGUGUGCAGUGUCCUUCGCCUUGGGGAUAGCAUGGCCUUGAGGCACAUGUCCAGUGGAGCUGGCAGGCGUGUAGGAUUCAUCGGUCUGGGCAAUAUGGGUGGUCAUAUGGCUAGCAAUCUUAUCAAGAAGGGCCACAAACUCAACGUGUACGACAUCUCAGCUCCUGCAUGCUCAGCCCUCAAGGAUAAGGGUGCAACAGUUUGCAAGAGCUAUCAGGAUGUGGCAAAGUCAUCGGAAUUCGUUGUUACCAUGCUACCAAAUAAUGACAUAGUCUCCGAGACGUACAAAGAAAUGGUGUCUGAUGGCGUAAAUUCCGAGACAAUUUUCAUUGAUUCCAGUACAAUUGAUCCCAAUGUGUCUCAGGCUGUGCAGAAGUUGGUCAAGAGCAAAGGGGCCACCUUUGUGGAUGCUCCCGUAUCUGGGGGUGUUCCCGGUGCUGCAGCAGCAACACUAACAUUCAUGGUUGGUGGUACUGAGGCUGAGUACAAAGCAGUGAAGGAUCUCCUCGAGGGGAUGGGCAAGAAGAUCACCCAUUGCGGUGGCUACGGCAUGGGGCAGGCGGCGAAGAUUUGCAACAACAUGAUGUUGGGCAUCUCCAUGGUGGGACUUUCGGAAGUGAUGAAUCUCGCCAUUCGCUUGGGGUUGGAUCCCAAGACCUUCGGUGACAUUGUCAAUUCAUCCACGGGCAGAUGCUGGGCAUCGGAAGUCAAUAGCCCCGUUCCCGGGCUUGUACCCACUGCCCCGGCAAACUUCGGGUACGCCGGUGGUUUUGCCACGAACCUCAUGACGAAGGAUCUGGGACUGGCAAGUGGUGUAGCCACAUCAUCCAACACCCCAAUCCCCCUUGGAGCCCUCGCGCAUCAAGUCUAUCGCAUGGUGAUGGCACACGGACAGGGUGACAAGGACUUUUCCGUUGUAUACGACUUCCUUAAGAAUCAGGAGAAGAAAUGAGCGCCACCCCCCCUCUCUCCCAACCAGCUGCAAUAAAGGACCCACUCGAAACAAAGAAAGCUUUAAAGCUAUGCAUUUAACAGAACUAAUGUUUAUUUCAAGAUGAAAUUGUAUCCAAUUUAUCCUUACAGAGUGAUAAAAAAUAAAAAUGAAUUUAUAUUAAA